ACUAGCCAAUCCGCGCGGACUCGGGUUCGCCCAGGCUCCCGACUGGCCGGCGGGAACCGGGGAGCCGCUCCCCAGCACUCGCGGACUUCGGAAUUGGCUGGCGGCCUGACGGGCGCCGCGGCCGCAGCGCGUUUCCGCAGUUUGUCGAGCCCCGGGGAUGCGCGCCCUGCCAGCCCUGGACGCGCCCCCGAGCGAGCGCCUCCUGUCCCGGGACUCCGGGGCCCCCCGGGCCCGGGACCCGGCGGGGCCGACGCGCAGGAGCGCGGUGGAAAGGCUGGCAGCCGACCGCUCCAAGUACGUGCGGGGCCCGCCGGGAGCCGGCCCAGGCCCGGCUUGCGAGGGCAGCGGCCCCGGGGCGAGCGAAGGGCAGGCGGGCGACCCUCGGCCCCCGGCGCGCGUCCCCGGUGCGGUGGCGCGCAGGGCCAUAGCGCGGAAGCCGCUGAGGCCGGACUCGCUGGUUAUCUACCGACAGAAAUGCGAGUUCGUCCGAGGGUCGGGAGCCGACAGCCCCAGGGGAGGCCUGGUGAAGAAGCUCUUCCCGGGGCCGGGCAAGGACAAGACGCCGGGGUGCCCCGGCACGUCCCGGGUGGGAGAGGAGGGCGGGGCCGGGGCCCAGGAGGCCGCCCCGACCGAACCCGGCCCCGUCGUGGCUCCCGCGGUGCCAGGGCCCUCCGCGCCCCCGGCUCCCGCCCCGCCGGUCAGGGCGCCCUCCAGAGUUCCGGCUGCGCCCCGGGGUCCGGAGCUGCUCGGGGCGAGGCACCGGGGGCUGCAGCGUUCGCAGUCCGACCUCAGCUCGCGCUACUCCGCGUCCUUGGCCGAAUUUGACACCUUCUUCCAGUACUGCGGCCUGGAGCCCGAGGUGGUGGAGGCGAUCGGCCGGGAGAACUUCUCCGCCGGGUCGGACGUCGUCGCCCUCAAGGUCCGCAGCGUGAGCGUCGCCACCUCCGACAGCGGCUUCUCCCGGCACAGCGGCGGCGACGAGGGGCUGCAGGAAGAAGAGCUCACGGAGCAGGUGCCCAGCACCACCUCGGUGGUCGAGAGGAACGCCCGCAUCAUCAAGUGGCUGUACACCUGUAAGAAGGCCAAGGAGACCCCCGGCCAGGGGCUGCAGGGCCCGGCGUGACCGCUGCGCCCCGGGAGACCCGGACCGAGAAAAAGGCCUGCGGGGAGAUGGAUGCAGAGAAACCAGAUGAUAGCUGCUUUUGCCACUGAUUUCUUUUCAAAAUUUAAAAUGUGCAAAGGAGAUGCUUAAAAUGCAGAAAAUAUCACAAAACCAAAAACUGCAGGGACCUGACUUCGUAGUUCAAUGCUUGGCUUUAUAACUUUUGCCUAGAAUGGUGUUGAUUGACAGCUUUUUCCUUAUCCUCAGGAAGCAAGCCUUCCCGACAGUGGGGACUCCUUGAAGUACGUCUGGUUGAUUGGGACCCCAGGGCCAUCCUCACUGCCAGGUUUUGUCCAGUGUACCCAGGUGUCCAUAUGAUUGCUGUUUUCCCAGGAAUAAAGCACGCCAUUGAAGAAGCCUAAGCAAUUUCAGAAGGUUGGAAGUGCUAUGGAGAAGAUGGGGACAUACAACUUGGAAAUUAGCUGAGUUAUAACACAGCUGUAGCUCUGGAAGAUAUUUUCUUGUGUUAGGUGGACCUAUCCUUGCUUCCAGAGAGCAGCAGAAGAGGGAAAAACUGCUUGGAGAUAUUUUCAAGGGCAUCUUUUUGAGUGGCUUGCUGACAAAGAGGUACAAUUAUACAUUUUGAUGAUAUCUAAAUUAAUUUUAAAAAGAAAAAAGGCAAAGAGCAUGAAAAGCAAACACGAAUGCCACGGUAUUUACUUCUUCAAUCAUAUUGGAUGGAUUGGCACCAUUUAAAUCAAAGUUCUGUGAUCAUAAGAAGUUAUAUUCUACACAAAUACUAUGGCUAACAAAGAGCAAACACAUGCUCACACUUGCAUACUCACACGUAGACCUCAAUUUCUAAGCACCACUGCACCGUAAACUACAGUGAAUUCCCAAAUUGUGCAACUGAUCAUCUUAUGAAAUGAAUCAGAAAGCACUUUUAAAACCACUUGAGAGCUGCAAGGUCAUUCUGUGAACAUCACUCCUGUUGGGUUGUAGACAUGCAGAGGUACCAGUAAAAGAUAAAGAGCUGAAAUACUGCUCGGAAACCUUUUCUUGUACCUGGACAGUUCCUUGAGAGUUGGCAGAAGAAUGUUGGAGCUUCCUUCCUUCAGAUCAACAGCAGUGGUCCGCUUCUGCAGCACCGUUUAGAAUAUGGGCCUCCAUGGUUCUCCUGUUCCCAGCUUCCAAAAGGAUAAAAAGCCUCGGUUUAGACAGAGCAUGGACUCAUGACAGUGAUGUGCCCUGCUCUCUGGUCUGAUUCACACACCCACCUGUCAGGCAAUCAUUCCAAACUUGGCAACACUUCACCCUUCUCUGAAAAGGGUGUGUUUGAGACAAGGGUUAGCCUCUGGGUGUCCAUAAGGAGUUACUGUGACCCUAAAUCUGAACAAGCUCAUGGCACUCAGAGUAAAUAGAUUUCAGAUUCAGAAACUUCUGGGAGGAAUUUUGUAUCGAUGAUGACAACCCAAAGAAAACUUGUCACCUGGUCAAAGCUUACAAUGUUUUGUCAAAAUAUGUCCCUUCAAGAAUAAAAUUAUUAGAAGAAUCGAGAGGGAAGAGAAAUAGCUUUCUCAGUGGUAAAAUAUUUUAUAAACCAAUUUUGAUACAUUCAUGUAUUUGUUUAAUAUUGUAUUCUAUUUUUGUAACUGUUUUACUGUGAGAAUAUGUCCUUGAAUUACUUAAAUAUUUAUUUUUACAUAGUUAUUGGUCUUCAAAUAGUUUUCCUACACUUCGUAUGGUUUUAGUUUUUAUCCGGAUAAUUUUAAAUCAUUCUCUCCUUGAUUAUCUUUUUGUAUGUUGUUUAAUUGAAUUUCCAAAUUUGACUGUAAGCAGAGUGUUCACUGCUCUAGAAAGUGCUCUGUGCUCUAGGGAUUUGUUUUCAAGUAAAACACAGAUGCGCAUUUGGGGAGGCUCUGUUGGCUGAUGGAUGUACCUCUGUCAAUGUAGUCUCUAGAAAGACAAAGAUUCCCUGCUCUAAGAAAUGUUUCCCUGUUGUUUUUUUAAAAAUGCUGCUGUUCUGCUGUUCACUGGAUUACACUUAGUUUAAAGAUAAUGUCAAAGAUGAGAGGAGUUUUCUUUAAAGGACCUUUUCAUACAUGCAGUUCCCUUGUUUACAGGUUCCAUUAAUUUUAUAUGUGAAUGCUGUAAGUAAAAUUGUUAUGUGCCUUUCUAUUGUCAGAAUAGGAUGAACCGAAACCUAGCUCAGAUUUAUCUGAGAUCAAAAUGGUGCGGACUCUACCAUCCGUGUAAUAGAUGAAAAAGAGAAAAACAAAUUGGUUACCAUUUAAAAGCACCAAGAUCUUUGAGAAGCAUUUGCACUUCAGUGGAGGCGACUCCUGGAAGGAGCUGUCAGGAACAGGGUAUCCCCAGACCCCAGCAGGAUGGGUUAACGCUCCCUCUUGUCCGUUCAGAUUCAUGCCUAAGCUCCGGGCCUGAGUGUGUGGUUGGAGGCCAGAGGUCCUUUCCUCACUGAAUUACCCCAAUUUGCUGAGUGACUUUGAGAAAAUCAAACUGUGUAGCUCAAUCUGAAUGAAAAAGCUUGUAAUUGCUUUUCACUAUUGCGGCAAAAUAGUUUCUUUUGUUCACAAAAGAAUAGCUUCUCAGAUAAUAUGAUUAAGCACGAUGGAGAGAAAAAAUUAUUGAUACAGCAUGGAAAAUAUCUUGGUAGUAUCUAUUUCAUUAAUACAUGGGUACAGAUCAGCAAUGCCUCAGAGUGAAAGGUAUUUAUGUAACUGGAAAGUUUCCUCACUAUAUACUGAUGCAUAUAGUUUCUAAACUGCUGGUCACUGACACUGGAAUACAAAGAAGGAUUUAUCAAACGUUGCCCUUUUCAGUGGGUUAAAGGUGCAGUGCUGUAGUUGGUGAUUCCGUAAGAUAUCAGGCCCAGACAAUUGUUAUGGCUGUUUCUGAAUAGAGUUCAUGUUUUCUGCACGCUACUUGCGACAUGAGUGCAAUAUUGUAUAUUCUGUAUCAAAGAAAUAAAGUAUUUUUUAUCAUU
Aethalodelphis obliquidens (Pacific white-sided dolphin) is the source of this 4106-nucleotide messenger RNA. RefSeq names its product family with sequence similarity 110 member C (gene FAM110C). The transcript has 2 exons. Gene Ontology annotation, molecular function: alpha-tubulin binding. The record is from RefSeq and is a predicted model, not a curated record. The coding region runs from base 158 to 1123 and encodes 321 amino acids. Lineage: Eukaryota; Metazoa; Chordata; Mammalia; Artiodactyla; Delphinidae. Gene Ontology annotation, biological process: positive regulation of cell migration; regulation of cell projection assembly. Gene Ontology annotation, cellular component: cell cortex.